Molecule: messenger RNA, 738 nt
Organism: Verticillium dahliae VdLs.17
Lineage: Eukaryota; Fungi; Ascomycota; Sordariomycetes; Glomerellales; Plectosphaerellaceae
Exons: 3
Coding region: 1-738 (245 amino acids)
Source: RefSeq, a predicted model, not a curated record
AUGAAGAAAACUCUCAUUUUAUGCUUCAUACACGGCUUCAAGGGUGGUGAUGACACCUUUGGAGAAGGCUAUGAGUUCACGGAACACCUUCGCUCACUUGUCGAGCAAGCCCUGCCCAAACUCAACGUCCAAGUUCUUGUGUAUCCCAAAUAUGAGACAAGAGGCGACCUAGGCAAUUGCGUCAGCCGAUUUCGCGACUGGCUGCAAGAGAAGGUCAUCGACAUUGAAGUCGAAGCCGGCACUUCAUCCCCGACCGUCGACCCCUCGGUCCGCACCAUCCUCAUCGGCCACUCCAUGGGCGGCAUCGUCGCCGCCGAGACAGUCAUCGGCCUGACGUCUGACAAACCCAUCUACUCCGAAGACGGCGUCGAAAAGUCGGCCCAGACGCCCACGUCGUUCAACUCGCUCAUGUUCCCCUACGUCCAGGGCGUCCUCGCCUUCGACACGCCCUACCUCGGCAUCUCGCCGGGCGUCGUCGCCCACGGCGCAGAGGGGCACUACACGGCCGCCUCGGCCGCCAUGACGCAGCUCAGCGGCCUCGGCACCGCCCUCUGGGGCGCCACGCCCAACAAGUCCGCGUCCCCCGGCCCCGCCAACGCCUCGCGCGCCCCCGUCGCCGCGCUCCCGGCCCCGUCCUCGCCAGGCGGCACGACGACCCAGCAGCAGCAGCAGCAGAGCCCGUGGGCGAAAUGGGGCAAGAUCGCCGCCAUCGCCGGCGGUGACGUCGGGAAUAUAUAG